AUGGUUCAUUGGAGUGACUAUUUUUGGAGUGAAGGAAAUCGGGGUUUUGAGGUGUUAUCAAGUAAUGUUAAGUAUGGUGCAAUAGCUAUUGAAGAAUUUCAACGAUUUCUUAAUGAAAGUGCACAAUGUGAAUCAGUGUACUAUAAAAGUUUAUCUCGUUUACAAUCUCAACUAACAAAAAAUCAAUAUUUGGGCACAUUUACACCAAUAUGGAGUUUAAUACGUGAUCUAUUUGAUAAAAUUUCUUCAACACAUUCAGCAACUGUGAGUUUCUAUCAAGAAUUAUUACGUGAUAUUCAUAAUUAUCAAGAUUUAUAUCAAAAGAAAGUUAAAACACACAUACAAAAAGAUGGAGAUAUAUUACGUUCAGCUGAACUUAUAUCACAAUUACAUAAUUCAUUACAUAUAGUUAAUAAAGCUAAAGAACAAUAUCAUUCGGUUACAUUAGAUUAUGAACGAGCAAAACGUACUGGAAAUAGUUUAUUCAAUACUUCAUCAGCUACAUCACAAGAUAAUAAUUCACCAGGUCUUGCUCAAACAACAUUAAAUGCAUUACAAGCAAAUAAAGUCGAACGUUUAGAAAGAAAAUGUCGACUUGCUCAAGAUGAAUAUAAAUUAACAAUUGAAAAAUAUAAUUCAGUUAGAAAUGAUUAUGAAAAACGUUUUCAGGAUGCUUGUACAAAAUUUCAAGAUUUUGAAAUUGAUCAUAUUGAAAAAAUGCUUCUCUUUUCAUUAACUUUUUCUGAACUACUUCAACGAAAUCAUGAACAAAUAAGAUUAGCACAAAAUGAUUUUAGCGAUAAGUUAAAAUCAUUAAGUGGAAAUGAUCUUUUAGAUGGGUUUGUUGAACAAAAGAAAACAGGAACAGAUCGACCAGUUGUUUUACAAAUUGAAGAAGUUGAUAAUCUUAAAGCAUCAGCACCACCAACAAAUAACAAUACACCUGAUGUAUUAAGUGGUCAUGAUGAUUCAAAUCAAGUUGAUCAAUUAGAAUCAGGUGUACCUUCAUUCCAAGCUCAUUUUAAUGUUUCACCACAAAAUACAAAAAGUAGUGAUAAUAACAAUGCUAAUAAUAAUCGUGCUCGACAUCACUAUCAUCAAUUUUUUCAUGCAUUGUCACAACAUUCUGGUAACACUCAUUCAAAUGCACCAUCUCAUAAUUUAAUAACAUCUCCUACUGCAAACAUUACGACAACAUCUCCUAAUGUCACGACGUCUAACAAUCAAAUGUUGCGUUCGCCAGAACCAAAUAGUAGUAAUGAGCAAACAUCGAAUCCAUUUGAUGUCAAAAUAAGAAGACCAAAAUUUACAGGAUUUUUUGGAACAGGUCGUAAAGAAAGAAAAGAAAAGAAAAAUGAAAAAAAAACAUCUACAAAUACUAAAUCUACUAAACCUUCACAAGUUCAUCAAUCACGUGAUGAAUCAAAUGAAGUACAUCUACAAAAUUCUAAUUAUGAAACCAUUGAUUUUAAUAAAAAAACUGAUAAUAACGUUGAUUCUAUUCCAAGUUCUUUCAAUACUGAGAGAAAUAAAUGUUCAACACCAGAGCCAUAUACUCAAUCAAGUUCAACAAUGUUAAAAAAUGAAAACAAGCUUCAAGUUCGUCAUAGUGUAAAUCCACCGUCACUAUUAAAAACAUCAAAUUCAACUGAUACAAGUAGUGAUGAUGAUGAUGAUGAUGAUAAUCCAAUAUUGAAAAUUGAUUUUAAAAUAAAUCCAAAAGCAGAAAUUUUAUCAGAUGUAGAUGAUGAAACAAAAAUUGUUAAUGCGAUGCGUCUUAUUGAUAAAAAUAUGGGAAACUUUAUGACAACUUCUAGAGGACAGUCAAACAGAAAUCCAGAUUUGAACAAAUCAUUCUCAAUUGACCAACUUGGUACAAGAACACUUCCACCAUCUAUUCCAUUACGUGCAGCCUUAACUAUAUCAAAUAGUGCAACAACAGAUAAUACUGAUAAUUCAAGUAUGUUUCCACCACAUGAUGAAUUCGAUCGGUCUCAUUCAAAUUCGGUUUCCAAUACUUUGACUAAUCAAGAAGAUUUGUUUGCUCCUCUACAAUCGACUAUUGAAAGCACAAAUAUACAAUCAAUAUCAUCUACUGAUGAUGAUACGGAAGUGGCUAAUUCAUUUCAUCAUGAAGAUUUAACAACAAAUAAAAAAAUUUUAUUUCCUAGAUUGCAAGUGCCUUCUGCACGUCACUUACAUCAACAGCAACCAAAAUGGACUUCUGUUAGUCCAUCAAUUGCUUCUAUUAAUCCAAAUUUCCGUAACAGUCCAAUAAUAUCUCAUGAGCAACCAAUGUCUCCAUUAACUCCUGAUACUAUAGAUCAAAUUCCACUUGCAAUUGCCUUUCAAGAAAUAAUUCAUGUUAUGAUGUCUGGAAAUAAUCAAGAAAAUUGGAAAAGUCGAAUUGUUGGUGAAAUGCUUAUUUCAUUUCCAGCUUCAAUUUUGAAUCUAUUUGUUGAUCCAUCACAUUUUUCAAAUAGAUUACAAUUUCGAUUGAAAAAUUUAGAUCAUAUUGAAAAUAUAACUGCAAAAUCUUCAUUAAUCGCACAAAAUGAAUCAUCAACAGAUUCAAAUGAUUCGAUUUAUUCAUUUGAUAUGACAGGAUUAUAUAAUGCUCUUCAAAAUUUACAAGAAAAAAAUCCUUCAUCACGUUUCUUCAAUCUUAAUGUGCUCAAUUAUGAAAUAAAACAUACAGAUGUAUCAAACAUUCCAAUUCAAAUGUCAUCAAAAUGGACGCGUACAUUUGAUACUAUUUCAGUAAAUAUAAAUUAUAGUUUCAAUAGUUCAGCUUUACCGAACUCAAUUCGAUUAAAUAAUGAUACUGUGAUAUGUUAUACGAUAAUCACAGAUGGACAAGAAAUAAAAGAAUCAUCACCGACCGCUGAAUGGUCUGUGGAUGAAUGUAAACUGUGGUGGAAAGUUCCAUAUGUAAACAAUGGAACAGGAAAUUUAUCAGCAACAAUAAUAACUGCACACAAGAAUACAAUUGAUAAUGAUAAUGAUCAACAACAGCAACAAGCGUUAACAGCAUCAUCGAUUGUGAAUGCUUAUUUUCUUGGUGAAAAUGCACUUUUUUCAUCAAUUGAUUUUGAACUUGCAUGUAAUGGAUAUCGAAUUUCAUUACUCAAAAAGAAAAUACUUAGCGGCAAAUAUCAGUCUGAGCCAGAUCAAACUGAACCAUUACAUUUAUUUCAACAUCCUAUCACAUCAUCUUCAUCAACUUUUUAA
Messenger RNA from Rotaria sordida, 3231 nucleotides. Lineage: Eukaryota; Metazoa; Rotifera; Eurotatoria; Philodinida; Philodinidae. The record is from the annotation of a GenBank genome assembly.